ACGCACAUCUCCUGCUCCUGCCAAGCUAGCUGAGCCAGCCACCUUACUCGACUCCCUACUAGUCAAGUAGUGAGUGUCACUGCGUCGUGCUCUGUCACUUACUCUGCGUGACCAACCAACCGGCCCACCUCCAUGGAGCUGCUCGCGCUGCUCACGGUGCUUCUGCUUGCGCACGCGGCGGCGUACCUUGCGUGGCAGGCCGUGUCGCGUCGCCGGCGGUCGCGCUGCUACCUCCUCGACUACGCGUGCCACAAGCCCUCCGACGACCGUAAGGUCACCACGGAGACGGCCGGCGCGGUGAUCGAGCGCAACAAGCGGCUGGGCCUCUCCGAGUACCGGUUCCUCCUCAAGGUCAUCGUCAACUCCGGCAUCGGCGAGCACACCUACUGCCCGCGCAACGUCCUCGAGGGCCGCGAGGAGACCCCCACCCACGCCGACUCGCUCGAGGAGAUGGACGACUUCUUCGCCGACGCCGUCGCCACCGUCCUCUCCAGGACCGGCGUCCCCGCGCGCGACGUCGACCUCGUCGUCCUCAACGUGGGCUCCUUCUCCCCGGAGCCGUCGCUAGUGUCCCGCCUCGUGCGGCGGUUCGGCAUGCGGGAGGACGUCAUGGCCUACAACCUCUCCGGGAUGGGCUGCAGCGCCGGGCUCAUCGCCGUCGACCUCGCCCGGAACGUCAUGCUCACGCGCCCCCGCACCGUGGCGCUCGUCGUCACCUCCGAGUCCUGCGCCCCCAACUGGUACGUCGGCACCGACAAGUCCAUGAUGCUGGGGAACUGCCUCUUCCGCUGCGGCGGCGCCGCCGCGCUGCUCACCAACGACCCCGCCCUCCGGCACCGCGCCAAGAUGGAGCUCCGGUGCCUCGUCCGCGCCAACAUCGCCGCGCACGACGACGCGCACGCCGCCGCCGUGCACCGCGAGGACGCCGACGGUCGUCUCGGCGUCAGCCUCAGCAAGGCGCUCCCCAAGGCCGCCGUCCGCGCCUUCACCGACAACCUCCAGCGCCUCGCCCCCCGCAUCCUCCCAGCCCGCGAGCUCGCGCGCUUCGCCUCCCGCCUACUCCUCCGCAAGCUCCUCAAGAAGCCCAAGGCGGCGGGGGCGGGGGAGGGCCCCAAGAUCGACUUCACCACCGGCGUCGACCACUUCUGCCUCCACCCCGGCGGGACGGCGGUGAUCGAGGCGGUGAGGAAGAGCCUGGGGCUCACCGCCCACCACGUGGAGCCGGCGAGGAUGACGCUGCACCGGUGGGGGAACACGUCGGCGAGCAGCCUCUGGUACGUGCUGUCCUACAUGGAGGCGAAGCGGCGGCUGAAGCGCGGGGACAGGGUGCUCAUGGUCACCUUCGGGUCGGGGUUCAAGUGCAACAGCUGCUACUGGGAGGUGAGCAGGGACCUCGCCGACGCCGGGGCAUGGGAGGACUGCAUCGACCAGUACCCGCCGGAGACACUGGUGAACCCCUACAUGGACAAGUUCGGAUGGGUCAACGACAUCCAGGGACAGGGAGGCGGCUUCGUCUUCUAAUCAUGCAUCAUCAGUUGAUUAAUCGAUUAAUUAACACCGUCGCCAGUUGUUAUUAUUAAUCCAUUCCAUUCGUCGUCUUUUAGAUGUACAUGCUCUGCUGCAAAGAAGGAAGAAGUUUGUAGCAGGGUGUGCGUGAAAAAAAAAAGAUACAAGCAAGGUGGUAUUGUACCCGGAAGCAUUUUAUAUUUCUUGUAUGUGUGUAUAUGCGGCUUUGAACCUUUACAGGAACAUAUACAUUUGAUAAUUACCCCCUGGUCUGAAAUAGAAUUAUUUUCUUGCA
Molecule: messenger RNA, 1801 nt
Organism: Setaria italica (foxtail millet)
Lineage: Eukaryota; Viridiplantae; Streptophyta; Magnoliopsida; Poales; Poaceae
Product: 3-ketoacyl-CoA synthase 3
Exons: 1
Coding region: 133-1521 (462 amino acids)
Biological process (GO): fatty acid biosynthetic process
Cellular component (GO): membrane
Molecular function (GO): acyltransferase activity, transferring groups other than amino-acyl groups
Source: RefSeq, a predicted model, not a curated record